Manis pentadactyla (Chinese pangolin) is the source of this 8366-nucleotide messenger RNA. It is a transcript of the gene PLD1, whose product is annotated as phospholipase D1. Gene Ontology annotation, molecular function: D-type glycerophospholipase activity; phosphatidylinositol binding. NCBI's taxonomy places the organism in Eukaryota, Metazoa, Chordata, Mammalia, Pholidota, Manidae. Bases 474 to 4016 code for a protein of 1180 amino acids. The transcript is spliced from 27 exons. Gene Ontology annotation, biological process: cell motility; regulation of microvillus assembly; intracellular signal transduction. The record is from RefSeq and is a predicted model, not a curated record.
AACUGUUGAGCCACUGUGCUGUAUACUUGAAACUAAUAAAAUUUUGUGUAUCAACUAUACUUAAAUUCAAAAAAUACACUUAAAAAAAAGUCAAGACACAAAUUCCCAUCUCCUGCGUUUUCAGUUAGGUGACCUUAGGCUGGUUACUUCAUUUUUCUGAGCUUCAGCUUCCUUACCUGUAAGUGACAACACCUACUCCAGGGAGCGGGAAGAAGGCUUACAGGUGGCGCCAACACAGCUCCAGCUUCUUACCUGUGCCACCUUAGGCAAGUUAUUUCACCUUUCUGAUCUGUUUCUCUACUGGUAAAACGCGCCAGUAGCCACCAGUAGCAGCAAAGGACGAAGAGACACCAGCAAAGUUCCUGGAGCAGUGCACGCAAACCUGGCCGCCGGAGAGUACCUGGUAUUAAUAAUGCUGGUGAACAUCCCGCAGCUUGAUGCGGUAGAGUUACACGAAACGGGGAGGACAGACUAUGAAACGGGGACCAGGAGGGAGGCCCAGCGAGCGCAGCCUCCCGCCCGCCGGGCGGCCAGCCUCCGCCACCGCGCGCUGGGUCGGCCGGCCCCGCCGCGCCUCGCCUCGCCUCGCCCCACCCCUGCCAGGCCGGGGCGAAUCCCGGCGGCGAGUUCCGGCUGCGGCGCAGCGCGUUCCCACUCGGGCGCUCCCCGCUUCCCUGCUCCGGCACCGUCAGCUGCGCCCGCCGCCCCCCGAGGAUUCGCCGCCGUCGCGCCGGAGCCGGCAGCCGCCGUCGCCCCGCAGUCCCUUUGUUUUUACCCUGACUGAAGCCAAGAUGUCACUGAAAAAUGAGCCAAGAGUAAAUACUUCAGCGCUGCAGAAAAUUGCUGCUGACAUGAGUAAUUUGAUAGAAAAUCUGGACACGAGGGAGCUCCACUUCGAGGGAGAGGAGGUGGAAUAUGACACGUUUCCUAGCGAUCCCAAGAUCCAGGAAGUGUAUAUCCCUUUCUCUGCUAUUUAUAAGACUCAAGGAUUUAAGGAGCCUAAUAUACAGACGUAUCUCUCCGGCUGUCCAAUAAAAGCCCAAGUUCUGGAAGUGGAGCGCUUUACAUCUACAACAAGGGUACCAAGUGUCAAUCUUUACACUAUUGAAUUAACACAUGGGGAAUUUAAAUGGCAAGUGAAGAGGAAGUUCAAGCACUUUCAAGAGUUUCACAGAGAGCUGCUAAAGUACAAAGCCUUUAUACGAAUCCCCAUUCCCACCAAGAGGCACACCUUUAGAAGACAGAAUGUCAAGGAAGAGCCGCGAGAGAUGCCAGCUUUGCCCCGUUCAUCUGAAAACAUGAUCAGGGAAGAACAGUUCUUUGGUCGAAGGAAACAACUGGAAGAUUACUUGACAAAGUUAUUAAAAAUGCCCAUGUAUAAAAACUAUCAUGCAACAACAGAAUUCCUUGAUAUAAGCCAGCUGUCUUUCAUCCAUGAUUUGGGACCAAAGGGCAUAGAAGGUAUGAUAAUGAAAAGAUCCGGGGGACACAGAAUUCCAGGCUUGAAUUGCUGUGGCCAGGGAAGAGCCUGCUACCGCUGGUCAAAAAGGUGGUUGAUAGUGAAAGAUUCCUUUUUACUGUAUAUGAAACCAGACAGUGGUGCCAUUGCCUUCGUCCUGCUGGUGGAUAAAGAAUUCAGAAUUAAGGUGGGGAAGAAGGACACAGAGACAAAAUAUGGGCUCCGAAUUGAUAAUCUUUCAAGGACACUUAUUUUAAAAUGCAACAGCUAUAGACAUGCUCGGUGGUGGGGAGGGGCUAUAGAAGAAUUCAUCCAGAAACACGGCCCCAACUUUCUCAAAGAUCAUCGAUUUGGGUCUUAUGCUGCUAUCCAAGAGAACAUUUUAGCUAAAUGGUAUGUUAAUGCCAAAGGAUAUUUUGAGGAUGUGGCAGAUGCAAUGGAAGAGGCAAAAGAAGAGAUUUUUAUCACAGAUUGGUGGUUGAGUCCAGAAAUCUUCCUGAAACGCCCGGUGGUUGAAGGAAAUCGCUGGAGGUUGGACUGCAUUCUUAAACGAAAAGCACUACAGGGGGUGAAGAUCUUCAUAAUGCUCUACAAAGAGGUGGAGCUUGCUCUUGGAAUCAACAGUGAGUACAGCAAGAGGACUUUAAUGCGUCUACACCCCAACGUAAAGGUGAUGAGGCACCCAGAUCAUGUGUCAUCCAGUGUGUACCUGUGGGCUCAUCACGAGAAGCUCGUCAUCAUUGACCAGUCAGUGGCCUUUGUGGGUGGGAUCGACCUGGCCUAUGGAAGGUGGGAUGAUGAUGAGCACAGACUGACGGACGUGGGCAGUGUGAAACGUGUCACCACAGGACUGUCUCUGAGUUCUUUCACAGCCGAAACACCAGAGUGUAUGGAAUCCUUAAGCCUCAGAGACAAAAAUGAAUCCAGUAAAAAUCUGCCCAUCCUGAAGAGUGUUGAUGAUACGGAUUCAAAACUGAAAGGAAUAGGAAAGCCCAGAAAGUUCUCCAAAUUCAGCCUUUACAGGCAGCUGCACCGGCACCAGGUGCAUAGCUCAGACAGCAUCAGCAGCCUUGACAGCGCCUCCCGUUAUUGUAAUCACUGUAGAAGUCGUCAGAGUUUAAUCCAUGGUUUAAAACCUCACUUGAAAUUCUUUCACUCUUCCAGUGAGUCAGAGCAAGGGCUCACUAGACCUAACGAGGACAUUGGCUCCAUCCGCAGUUUACAGACAGGCAUGGGGGAGCUCCACGGGGAAACCAGAUUCUGGCACGGAAAGGACUACUGCAAUUUUGUCUUCAAAGACUGGGUUCAGCUUGAUAAGCCUUUUGCUGACUUCAUUGAUAGAUACUCUACGCCUCGGAUGCCCUGGCAUGACAUUGCCUCCGCGGUCCAUGGGAAGGCAGCUCGUGACGUGGCACGUCACUUCAUCCAGCGCUGGAACUUCACAAAGAUUAUGAAACCAAAAUAUCGGUCUCUUUCUUAUCCUUUCCUGCUCCCAAAGUCUCAAACUACAGCCCAUGAGUUGAAAUAUCAAGUGCCUGGGUCUGUCCAUGCUAACGUGCAGCUGCUCCGCUCUGCUGCUGAUUGGUCUGCUGGUAUAAAGUACCAUGAAGAGUCCAUCCAUGCUGCUUACGUCAAUGUGAUAAAGAACAGCAAGCACUAUAUUUAUAUAGAAAACCAGUUUUUCAUAAGCUGUGCAGAUGACAAAGUUGUGUUCAACAAGAUAGGGGAUGCCAUUGCACAGAGGAUACUGAAAGCUCACAGGGAAAGCCAGAGAUACCGGGUGUAUGUUGUGAUCCCACUUCUGCCAGGAUUUGAAGGAGACAUUUCCACCGGAGGAGGAAAUGCUCUACAGGCAAUAAUGCACUUCAAUUACAGAACCAUGUGCAGAGGAGAAAAUUCCAUCCUUGGACAGUUAAAAGCAGAGAUUGGAAAUCAGUGGAUAAAUUACAUAUCAUUCUGUGGUCUUAGAACACAUGCAGAGCUUGAAGGAAACCUAGUCACUGAACUUAUCUAUGUGCACAGCAAGCUGCUAAUUGCUGAUGACAACACUGUUAUUAUUGGCUCUGCCAACAUAAAUGACCGAAGCAUGCUGGGAAAGCGUGACAGUGAGAUGGCUGUCAUCGUGCAGGACACAGAGAUGGUCCCUUCAGUAAUGGACGGGAAAGAGUACCAGGCUGGCCGGUUCUCCCAAGGACUUCGGCUGCAGUGCUUUAGGGUUGUCCUUGGCUAUCUUUCUGACCCAAGUGAAAACAUUCAGGAUCCAGUGAGUGACAAAUUCUUCAAGAAGGUGUGGGUUGCAACUGCAGCUCGAAAUGCUACAAUUUAUGAUAAGGUGUUCCGGUGCCUUCCCAGUGAUGAAGUACACAAUUUAAUUCAACUGAGAGACUUCAUAAGCAAGCCCAUAUUAGCAAAGGAAGAUCCCAUUAGAGCUGAGGAAGAACUGAAAAAGAUUCGUGGGUUCUUGGUACAAUUCCCCUUUUACUUCUUGUCUGAACAAAACCUGCUGCCUUCUGUUGGAACAAAAGAAGCCAUCGUGCCCACAGAGGUUUGGACUUAAGAGUUAUAUUUAUUUGCAGCUCAAGGACUUCCACCCUGGGAAGUGCACACAGGGACUUCCUCGAGACCCUAACAGCCAAGACCACUCUUUAAUCCAACCCAUGAGCCUUUUUGUGUUGGCUGGGAAGAGCUGUAGCCGUACUGAUAGGACACUAAAUUCAGCAGGGCCUUAUAAUCCCUCGCAGCCAUCUUUGUGGAAAAGGGACUGCAUUCUUACAGGCAUGACAUACUCAGAGACUUAAACACACAAAGUAUGAUGUACACCAAAGUGCAUGUCCUUUGCUAACAAGAAUUUACCUGUACCUGCGAUCUAGGUUGCCAAAAAGUGUCUGAACUUCCUUAUUCUCCUCUGACCUUCAUUUAUGCAGCUGAUGUUUUGCUGGACCUGUCCUCAUCUCAAAGUCCUUACAGAUACAUCUGAGGUACUGUUUAUUACUAGAAGAAGUGGAGAUGAUGCUUCAGGUUUCUUCAGGGCCACAUCAGAUGCCCCUGCCUGUCUGGUCCUGAAGUAGGAGUAUUCACCCAACCAAAGACAUGGUCAUUAUUCCUGGCCAGCGACUGAAAGGACAGGGCAGACUUUAUCUACAGAGCAGCCCAUGUUAGGCACUUCUGAUAACAUUGGCACUGUGUAUCUUGAUAGCACAGAGCAAGAGGAAGGAAUGAAAUUCAGAUAUUGAAGCAGAGAUUUCACUUUGCCUUCAAAGCCACUGACAAGAUGUAUCCUUUUGAUAGGACCUAGCUGAUAAAUUUGAAAACAUACAUAGGGUAUUUGAUUUCACAACAAACCAUAAAACUCAAAGACAGAGCAUGCAGGCUUCAGAAACCUCUCAUGUGUCCACAGGGAUCUGAUCCAGAUAAGAAAAAGAUGAUUUCCUGUAGUCCUGUAAAAUGUCCUAUCAUCCUUGGUUGCUGGAUUGAUUGAAAUUUGAAUUUCUGUAUUUCAAAAUCAAACAGUGAAUGCAAUUUGUCUUUUGAGAGCAUCAGAGGCUUCAGAACUCCUACCAAGUUAAUAAGUAGGAGCCUAACCUUAUUUGACAUUCAGCUCUCCAGCUAUGUUAUCUUCCUUAUGAAAAAUUAGUCGUUUGCAAAAUAUAUGCUACUACUUAGCUAACAUUAUUAAAUAUACAUUAACAUUCCACCAGGGCUUCCAAAGAGGUUAAAAUAGUUAUUAAUUCACAUUGUCCUAAUCUGUGAAUUGUUCUGGAAACCCAAUUUUCUUUUUUGGAUGUUAUCAUACCCGUUGGUACACCAUAGCUCUAAUUUUACUAAGCAAAACUGUUUUUAUAGCCUGAAGAGCUGUGGAUUCCCAAAAGUCCUGUACCCCUAAAACAUGGUGUAGAUGCAUUGAUCACAUGUCUAUGGAUUACGUGGAAAGAAUCUUGUUAGAGUUGUUCUUCAAAGAAGCAGGGACCCAAUCUCUGUUUUCAUGGAGCUAAUAAUCUGGUGAAAAAUGUUAAAUAGGACACAAAGUCAGUGAUCAGGGUUUGUGGAAGGGAGACAUACCCAGCAGAGGAUUUACAGCUAGAAAACAUUGCACAAGUGAGGUGGACUAUGUAACCAACAGUGAAAUGAAUAUGCUUUAUUAAUGAGUUACUUCUCAGAUGGCUGAAGAUGGUAAAAUGACUUCAUUCUAUUGCAGUUGUAAAUAAGACAUUUGCUGUUUAUCAAGUUUGAUUGGCACUUAGAGGGCUCAGAAUAUUGAAAUACCAAAGGAUUUCAUAUCUUUUAUUUUUAAAUAUUUUUAAAAUCAUGGAACAGUCAAACUGGCUCUUGAUUUUGUGCAAAAUGCUCCCAUAAAACCAUGAAAAAUAAAAGCCUAAAACAGCCCUUUCUCUUAAAAAAAAAAAUCACUUAAUCAAACCUCUGUCCGUUUUAUAGAUGAGAAAACUGAGGCCUAGAUUGGUUCAAAGACUCACUUAUGUUCACCCAUUUUGUAGAUGGUGGAACUGGACUAAUGGAAUGGCUGCAGUCCAUUAUUGGCCUCUCCUUUCACUUAGUCAUUGCCCAAACAGGAGAUGCAAUAAAUAGAUUUCAGACAGAUAAGCUCUUUAGAACCCUGUGAUAUCAUGUAUUUGUGCUUGUCUGUCUCCCCCUACUGGAAUAUAAGCUCCAUGGGACAGGGACUUCCCUGUGUUCAUAAUGUAUCCCCAGAGGCUGGAAGAGUACCUAGCACAUAGGAGAUGCUCCAUAAAUGUUUGUUGGAUGAAUAACUGAGGUGGAGAGAGCUUAUGAAAUGAAAAAGGUACAAAAUUGUCUGACACCUUACUGCUGGUUUCUGUGGCAAGUUUCUUUUCUACUGCAGAUUCUCAAAAACAAGAUGCUCAGUGGCGAAAGUGAGAGGCUACAGGAUUUACUUGGACGGAUUUUGUGGAAAAUUCUGUGCAAUAAUUGCCUGUUUUGCAAUAGCUGUUUACAUAGGGCAGCUUCUGCAAAAAUCACAUGGGAUGUGGACAGGAAAUAAUACUGUAUGACCUAAUACCUCUAAUUCUCUGACAUCAUUACUACCUAAUAGAAGUUCAAAUAAUUUACCUUUAAUAUUGCGAUGUCUGAUACAAACUUUAAAAUGCAAGUGAUUCAAAGCUUUGAAAAACUGCUAUGUAUGAAUCUGUUCAACCUUUCAAAUUGACUAUAAUCUUCUGAGAUAUAUAUAUAUAUAUAAAUGCUGUACCUGAGGAUCUAACAAGGAAAUGUGUUAGGGUUUCAUUAAUCUCUGAUAAUCUCUGCAAUAGUUUUUGUUUUCAAGAAGGAAAAGUUCUAUGAUUAUAAGAAAUGAAGGGUAAAGAGUGGUUAUGGCCUAUUAAAGCUCUUCGACUGGCCAAGUGUAGCUGUGGGAGGACACUCCCUCAACGUAGCAGGUCUGGUACAGGCAUUUGCUCUGUACCAUGCGUCUGCUCGGUGACUCACAGAGAGGCUUGGAGAACUGGUCAUUAGAUAGUUGGGUGGCAUAUUAUAAAACAAAUUAUUGGUUUUAUUUUAAUAGCACCUUCCCAAGGAAAUUUUAUCUGCCAGUAGUCAAAAAGAUGAGCCAUUAGUCUCUUACAUAUAACUUGGGAAAUUGUACUAUGUCAUGAAUUAGUAGCCUUCCAGAUGAAAAAGUAGAGAAGUCUUUUUUAGUUGUAAGAGUACGGACAGAACAGAUUUUAUAUCAUGAAGAACCUUCAGUUCUUUCUGAAUCUUCUCAUUCCUGAUUCCUUCAACCUCUGUCCCCAACCAGAGCACCUCCUUAUUAUGUAAAACAUUUCAGAGGACGAGAAAAAGCUUUCUAGUAAACACAAAAUUAGACUUCUACAGUAAGUCUUCGGUUUAACUCACACUUUUAAGUGACUGAGCUAAUUUAUUAUUUUUUAACAGAGCUAAUCGUUCUUUGUAACAUCCCUGAUCUGAUGGGGCACUUGAGUGUCUUCAAUCACCUGUCACCACCCGCUUGUGACAUGGCUCUUCAUGGCUUCUCAUCCUCUCUACUUACUCUUGUAUAAAACGAGCAGAUGCUAAGGGAUUUUAAGUAUGCUUAGGAAUACAUUUUAAUUUCCUCGUUAGAUCCUCUCCUGGCAGUUGGGAAGUUUUAAAGUGGGUUUUGCCAGGUAUAAACCUUGUGAAAUUCUUGAAUCUAGAAAUUCACUGGAAAAGAAAUUCUAUUCACUUAUCAAAAAGUUGCAGGUGAAUAACCAAUGGAUUUUCAUUAUUUUUAGGGGGGCAGUUACCAUAAUGUGAUCCCUAAUGGCAUUCAAUUCACAUGUGAGAUAUUAUUGGCUUUGACUAGAGUUUGGAAGAAUUCAUAAAAGGAAUCAAAAACGUUAUGGCAUAGUUUCUUAUAGGUUAAUUUUCCUUAAUACCAUCUUUAAUUUUUAACUUAAAAAUAGAAAGUAAUCAAACAUAAGUGAAAACUUGUCACAGUAAUCAUUUUAAACUUUUAAGUUUUAAAGUCAGAGACUAGGAUGGCAAUCCAACGAAAAUGUGGAUUGGAUUACUUUCUCCUAUUCCCAAACAGUUAUAAUUGUUCACUUUAUUCUAGAUAAAUGUACUUACAUGAAUGUCAUCCUGCUUGUGCUUAAAGUUAGAAAAUAAAACAUCACAUCCUCCUAAUGUAUAUUCCACUUGGAUUCUUCACAUAAAAUGGUCUGGGCAAAAGGUACUGAUAUCCUCCUAACCCACUCUAAAAAUUCAUACUAAAGUAUUGCAGCUGGAGCACACAUCUCUCUGACACAAAAGACAAAGACUUGGUGAUGAACAUCCAUUCAGAAUCCUCAUAUUCUGGAGAGAACUCGGGCUCCUAGCCUCACUUUUACAGCAGGGUUUGGUAAACUAAGGCUGGGCAUUCUGUUUUUGUAAAUAAAGUUUUAUUGGAACACUG